AUGGCGGCGGAGGGGGAGCGGUUGACCUUGGUUGACGGAGAUGUGGAGCGCCUAGAUUUCUUAAGGGAUAGACAUGUCCGAUUCUUCCAGCGUUGCCUCCAGGUCUUGCCUGAGCGCUAUUCUUCCCUCGAAACGAGCAGGUUGACAAUUGCAUUUUUUGCACUCUCUGGGCUGGAUAUGUUGGAUUCAUUAGAUGUGGUGAACAAAGAUGAUAUCAUAGAAUGGAUUUACUCCCUGCAGGUUCUUCCUACAGAAGACCGAUCAAAUUUAAAUCGCUGUGGUUUCCGAGGCUCUUCAUACCUGGGUAUUCCAUUCAAUCCAUCUAAGGAUCUUGGCAUAGCUCAUCCUUAUGACAGUGGACAUAUAGCAAUGACUUAUACCGGACUAUCAUGCUUAGUUAUUCUUGGAGAUGAUUUAAGCAGAGUAAAUAAAGAAGCCUGUUUAGCAGGAUUGAGAGCGCUUCAGCUGGAAGAUGGAAGUUUUUGUGCUGUACCUGAAGGUAGUGAGAAUGACAUGAGAUUUGUCUACUGUGCUUCCUGUAUUUGUUACAUGCUCAACAAUUGGUCAGGCAUGGACAUGAAGAAAGCCAUAGAUUAUAUUAGAAGAAGUAUGUCUUAUGACAAUGGACUGGCACAGGGAGCUGGACUAGAAUCUCAUGGAGGAUCAACUUUUUGUGGCAUUGCAUCAUUGUGUCUGAUGGAUAAGUUAGAAGAAGUUUUUUCUGAAAAAGAAUUAAACAGGAUAAAGAGAUGGUGCAUAAUGAGGCAACAGACUGGUUAUCAUGGACGACCCAAUAAACCUGUAGAUACCUGCUAUUCUUUUUGGGUGGGAGCGACUUUAAAGCUACUGAAAAUAUUCCAAUAUACAAACUUUGAGAAAAACAGAAAUUAUAUCUUAUCAACCCAAGAUCGCCUUGUAGGUGGAUUUGCCAAGUGGCCAGAUAGUCACCCAGAUGCUUUGCAUGCAUACUUUGGAAUCUGUGGUCUGUCACUGAUGGAGGAAAGUGGAAUUUGCAAAGUUCAUCCUGCCCUUAAUAUAAGCACACGGACUUCUGAACGCCUUCAAGAUCUCCAUCAGAGCUGGAAAACCAAGGACUCUAAACAAUGUUCAGAGAAUAUGUAUAUUUCUACGUGACUUAUUUGGAGUUUGUGGGAGGGAAAUAAGGUCAAUAACCAAUAGCAUAUUAUUUAGACCAAGGCUAAAAGCCAUGCAUAAACAAGUGUGCUAUUUUUUUUUUAAGGGAUAGAGUCAUACAAUCAAAUCUUAUACUGGUAUACUUUGGAAUGUCGUUUUGAGCUUACCCCUUUGCACUGUGAUUCAAGAAUGUUUCAUUUAUGUUGAUGCUUGCCACUGUAGAAUCUGAUGCUUCUUCAAGUGGCUUAUAUUUCUUAGAAAUCCCUUGAAGCAAAUGAACUAUAUAUGUGUAUUUGUUAAUUUUUUAAGAAGUUUUCAAUACAAACCAUGUCAAAGUGCAUUAAUCAAAAAGUUUCUUCAAAACAAGUUUACACUUCAUAUAACACUAACAACCUUCCAGAGACUA
This is a messenger RNA of Gracilinanus agilis (Agile Gracile Mouse Opossum), 1540 nucleotides long. RefSeq names its product protein geranylgeranyltransferase type I subunit beta (gene PGGT1B). Bases 1 to 1134 code for a protein of 377 amino acids. The transcript has 9 exons. Gene Ontology annotation, molecular function: CAAX-protein geranylgeranyltransferase activity. NCBI's taxonomy places the organism in Eukaryota, Metazoa, Chordata, Mammalia, Didelphimorphia, Didelphidae. Gene Ontology annotation, cellular component: CAAX-protein geranylgeranyltransferase complex. Gene Ontology annotation, biological process: protein geranylgeranylation. The record is from RefSeq and is a predicted model, not a curated record.